AUGGCGGACACUCCCAUUUUGAGCGUAACACUUCUCGGAGCAGGCCAAGAGGUGGGCAGGUCGUGCUGCGUUCUACAGUAUCGAGGCAUAACUCUUGUCUGUGAUACUGGUAUACAUCCCGCGUAUAGUGGUAUGGCUUCUUUACCGUUCAUUGACGAUCUAGACUGGAGCACUGUCGAUGCAAUUCUUGUUACCCACUUUCACUUGGAUCAUGCCGCUGCUUUGACCUACAUUACCGAAAAGACUAAUUUCCGAGAUGGCAAAGGCAAAGUUUACAUGACCCAUCCAACAAAGGCGCUUCACAAAUUCAUGAUGCAGGAUUUUCUUCGAAUGAGUGCUUCAUCUUCCGACGCGUUAUUCUCUCCUCUUGACAUGACGAUGUCACUCUCCUCAAUCAUCACGAUCUCUGCACAUCAACUCAUCACACCUUGUCCUGGUGUCACAUUUACGCCUUACCAUGCCGGCCAUGUUUUAGGCGCGUGCAUGUAUCUAAUCGACAUUGCUGGCCUGAAGAUUCUGUAUACUGGUGACUAUUCCCGUGAAGAAGAUCGACAUCUCGUCAAGGCUGAAAUUCCACCGAUCCGUCCCGACGUUCUGAUCGUUGAGAGUACUUAUGGUGUCCAAACACUUGAAAGUAGACCUGAGAAGGAACUCCGUUUCACAACUCUUAUUCAUUCGAUCAUACGGAGAGGUGGUCAUGUUCUUCUUCCUCAAUUCGCCCUUGGUCGAGCUCAAGAAUUGCUUCUUAUACUUGACGAAUAUUGGAAAAAACAUCCCGAUCUUCACAAUGUUCCAAUUUACUAUGCCUCCGGUCUUGCUCGCAAAUCCAUGGCAGUGUACCAGACAUAUAUUCAUACCAUGAACUCAAACGUUCGGUCAAGAUUUGCGAAGCGUGAUAACCCCUUCGUUUUCAAACAUAUUUCGAAUCUACCACAACCUAGAGGCUGGGAGAAGAAGAUAGCAGAAGGGCCACCGUGUGUUGUUCUUGCAAGUCCUGGGUUCAUGCAGUCCGGUCCAAGUCGGGAACUAUUCGAGUUGUGGGCUCCCGAUUCCCGUAACGGUCUCAUCAUCACUGGGUACUCAGUCGAAGGUACACUAGCUAGGGAUAUCAUCAACGAGCCGGACGAAUUUGAGUCUGUCAAAGGUGGAAUGAUACCGCGAAAAAUCUCGGUCGAGUAUAUUUCAUUCAGUGCUCACGUCGACUAUUCUCAAAACUCGGAAUUCAUUGAGGCGAUCAAAGCUCAACAUGUGGUGCUGGUUCAUGGAGAGCAAAAUGCGAUGGGUCGUUUGCGGGCCGCAAUGACCUCGCGUUACAAAGAACGAGAUGAAGACGUCAAAAUUCAUACACCACGGAACUGUGAAACAUUGGAAUUGUCAUUUCGCGGUGAGCGAGUCGCGAAGGCCAUUGGUACGUUAGCCGACAACCCACCCCAAACAAACGAUGUAGUGGCUGGCCUCUUAGUGGCCAAAGACUACUCAUACACUCUACUUGAUCCUCGGGACUUAAAAGACUUUGCCGGUUUAUCCACCUGUACAGUUAGCCAGCGUCAACGAAUAUCACUCGGAGUCGGUUGGGAGUUGAUUCGAUGGCAUCUGGAAGGUAUGUACGGUAAAGUGGAAGACAGUGUCGAUAGGGAAGGUGUUUCUACUAUGCGAGUUAUGGGAGCUGUAGAUGUGAAACGCACUCAAGAACACGAAUUAACGCUUGAGUGGGACUCCAGUGCAAGCAACGAUAUGAUCGCGGAUUCAACGCUUGCUCUUAUAACAGGAAUCGACAGGAGUCCCGCGUCUGUCAAACUAACCAGUCACUCACAUUCGCAUUCGCACCCGCACACCAAACAUCCCCAUGCAGAAAAGGAAUUCGACCAAUUUGCAAGAAAUCAAAGUUUGGCUAAGUUUCUCGAAGCCCAUUUCGGGGAAGUCGAGCUCCAUAUUCCAGACGAAUUGGAUGAAUCUGAACAAGGCGAAGAUGAACAUGAUGUCCCGUCGCUGUUCGUUCAACUGGACGAAGCGGACGCGACCAUCAACCUCGUCUCGUUGAACGUCUCGAGCAACAGUGAAAACCUGAAGAGGCGCGUAGAGGCAGUUCUCGCUAUGGCUAUUACCACCAUAAGCCCGUUAUCAGAAGCUUUCAUCACGGUGGCGCCAACGUCUCACGAAGAGGCUACUACUGAAAGGGAAACAGUCAAAUCGGUCGUGAUACCUAAAGAAGAGGCGCUGAGAGCGGAAGAAGAUAUCUCUAAUGGAGAAAUCCACAGCAAGGCAGGAGAUGUAUGA
Molecule: messenger RNA, 2277 nt
Organism: Lentinula edodes (shiitake mushroom)
Lineage: Eukaryota; Fungi; Basidiomycota; Agaricomycetes; Agaricales; Omphalotaceae
Product: beta-lactamase-like protein
Exons: 11
Coding region: 1-2277 (758 amino acids)
Biological process (GO): mRNA 3'-end processing by stem-loop binding and cleavage
Cellular component (GO): mRNA cleavage and polyadenylation specificity factor complex
Molecular function (GO): 5'-3' exonuclease activity; RNA endonuclease activity; RNA binding
Source: RefSeq, a predicted model, not a curated record